AUGUUUCCAUCUGUCGAAACUGACUUUGGCCUCCGUAUGCUACGGUAUGCGACGGCCGACGACUCUUCAGUAGUGUCGCCUAUCUCUGUGAUCUUGGCUUUGGCCACGGUCCAAGCCGGCUCGAAGGGAACCACGAAGUCUCAAAUAAAUUCAGUCAUCUCAAAGGGUCCGAAACGAGCGUCCGAUACGGAAGUGGAAGAGUAUUACUCAAAGCUCUUUCAUCAAAUCAUGAACGCGACAAAUGGGGUAAAGAGCAGGAUAGCCAACGGAUUCUUCCUAAAUAAGCAAUUCAAAGUUGAGAGCAACUAUGAGCAAACCAUCAGAAAGAGGUACGAGGCAAAAGUUGAAGCUCUGGAUUUUGGGAGAGCGAAGGAAGCUGUCAAGGUUAUUGAUAAUUUCAUAGCUAACACGACCGAGGGAAAAAUUCGCGACAUGCUUAACGAGGGCUCUGUUGAAGGCGCAUACUCCUUGAUUGUCAAUGCCAUCUACUUUACGGCUGAAUGGAAGUUCAAGUUUGAUAAAAGCUCGAACUCGAAGGGCACAUUCUACAGCUCUGCUAUGAAAGAACGAGAGGUCGAAUUCAUGAAUGAGUAUGAUGAGCACAGACUUUACGCUGAAGACAACGAUCUCCAAGUUCUUUCCCUUCAGUAUUUGGAUACUUCGUAUGCGCUCAAUAUCUUCUUGCCUAAAAGCAGAUUUGGUCUUAACGAAAUUCGUUCAAAACUUACUGGAGAGCGAAUUCAAGGUCUUCUCUCAAAGCUAAGGCAAACCUACAUAUCGAUUGCAAUCCCGAAAGUGAAGAUUGAGACGGACUUCAAGCUCAAGGAGGCGCUUAUUGGCAUGGGUGUUACGGAUAUGUUCAGUGACACCGCUAACUUGACCGGAAUCAGCAAAGAACCUGCGCUCAAAGUCUCCGAUGCUGCUCAUAAAGCCAUAAUCGAGGUUGAUGAGGACGGGACGACAGCAGCAGCUGCUAGUUUAUUCAAGGUAGUACCAGAAUCUGCUCUCGAGGAAGUCCCAGUGAAGUUCGAAGCCAAUCAUCCAUUUUUGUUCAUUCUAACGAAAGACAACAAUCCUCUGUUUAUGGGUCAAUUUGUAUGA
Molecule: messenger RNA, 1101 nt
Organism: Haemonchus placei
Lineage: Eukaryota; Metazoa; Nematoda; Chromadorea; Rhabditida; Trichostrongylidae
Source: the annotation of a GenBank genome assembly